Molecule: messenger RNA, 1305 nt
Organism: Periconia digitata
Lineage: Eukaryota; Fungi; Ascomycota; Dothideomycetes; Pleosporales; Periconiaceae
Source: the annotation of a GenBank genome assembly
AUGCUCCUACCUCAUCUUUCUCUCAACUUGGGAGGGAAUCCAACCGCGCGAACAUCUCAUGCUAACUUUCUUAUUAAUUCCCAGGGCCCACCCCCACCAAAAGUCCCUGAAGGCUGGAAAGCCGUGUGGAACUCGCAAUACUCAGAAUGGUUCUUCGUCAACAUACAUACCAAGCAGUCUCAAUGGGACAAGCCCACCGAGCCAGCGUACCCUCCUGGUGAAGCGCCGCCCGACGGCCCACCUCCCUACCGCGGAUCUUCUCCAGGAGUCUCCGACACAAAGAAAACCGAGUCUACUCUCGGUUCCAACAACCCAUACGGCGCAUCAGCAGCUGGCAAAAGCGACUUCAUAAGCUCUGACGAGCGCCUAGCCCGAAAGCUUCAGGAGGAAGAAGAAGCGCGCGCCAGGGGAGGCGGCGAAUCCAGCUCGUACUACAACCAUAACUCCAACAACGACCCGUCCAGCUACUACGGCGCACCACCAGGCGGUUCGUCUUCUCUAUACCCUCAAGCCGCUCAGCCACAACAUGAAGAUCGCGGUAGCGGAGGGCGUUCCAAGUCAGGGUUUUUGAGUAAGAUCUUGGGAGGUGGGUCUAAGCACUCUUCCUCUUCUCAAGCGUAUCCGCCACAGCAGCAGUACCCGCCUCAGCAACAGUAUUACCCCCCGCAACAAAACUAUCCUCCACAACAGCCGUAUUAUGGUGGUGGAGGGUACCCUCCUCAACGCCCUAUGAUGGGCGGCGGCGGGAUGGGCGGAGGGAGACGUCCCGGUGGAGGCGGAAUGGGUAUGGCGGGCGCUGGUGCGCUUGGGUUAGGCGGUGGGCUGUUGGCUGGUGGGCUGAUGGGUUCCGCUAUGGGAGAUCAUGGCGAUACUUAUAUUGAGAAUAACGAUUAUGGGGAUGACGGCGGGGACUACGGUGGAGAUGACGGGGGUGACUUUGGAGGCGAUGACGGUGGUGGAGAUUUUUAGGUGAAGAUUUAUCUUUGGUUUCUCUAUUCGUGUUAUUUGCUUUGGCCUUCUAUUCCUCUUGUAUUGUUAGCUUGAUUGUCUCGUUUCAGGACAGAAGUAUCCAUAUGCCUAUCACUAUGUAAUCUUUCCAUCUCUCUCCAAUCCUGACCGAUUCUCGUAUACAAAUUGGCAUUGAUCGUAGCACAUGAAAGAGAGUCUGCAAAUAACAAUUGCCCCUUUCUUAUGUCCAGUAAUCAGUAGGACAUAAAAGAUGCACCGUCCUAUUAACUCAAUACCUCUUUGCACAUAUUGCCGCAUAAUUAUAGGUUUUCUUGAAAAAAUAAAUAUAUAUAUAUU